AUGGAUCAAUUGACACCGGAACAGGAAAACAAGCUGCAAAGCUUCAAAGAGUUUACGUCUUACAAUGAGAGCGAUGAGCAGGAGAAAGUUCUGAGGCUCCUAACGGUCUGCAAUUGGGAUCUCGAGAUUGCAGUCGCUCGUUAUUUCGAUAAUGACUUCCCGACUCUGACAGAUGAAAGACCGCCAUUCCCAAUUCCAAACGAUAUAGAUACUCCAUUUGUCAGAUCUUUCGCUAACAUGGAGGCUGGUUCCUCUUCAAUAAAUAUAUCUUCACGAGACUCAACUGCUCCUCGAGCUCUUGCUUUUGAUGAUCCAUUUCUUGACCUCAUUCCCAAAUUACCGAAAGCGAUCCCAAUUAACAAUCGCUGGAAGUUGCAAUUAGGAAUCAAUACAAAUUACCAAGAACGAAAAAGACCCACAUACGCAUUACUACCACCUGUGAUCUUCAUUCUCAUGUUGUUCCCAAAACUAAUCUGGCUUGUGGGAUAUGGAUUGAACAAAUUGUUAGGUCCUGUCUUUCCUAAUUUAUUCAGGAUUCUUGGACUAAGAGAAAGUCCCACAGAUUUUCCUUCGAAACCUGCCCAUACAUCAAAGGAAGCUGUCUCGAGUUAUAACAUCAAGGCUUAUGUCAACGAUACAUUGGGUGAAACCAGUGACCUUCCAAUAUUCGAUGGAAGCUUUAACGAAGCAUUUGAAAAGUCUAAAUCUGAACUCAGGUGGUUGAUGUGUAUCCUGCUCAAUUCAGAAAAGGAAAUCAGCACUAAAUUUGUGAAAACGUAUCUCAAUCACGAGAGUUUCAUCAAAUUUGUCACAGAAAAUGAUAUAAUCCUGUAUGUCGGAGAUGUGAAUUUUCCUGAGCCUUUCGAAGUGGGCAAGACAUAUCAAGUUCAUUCUGUCCCAUAUAUUAAUUUAAUUGCCAACGUGUCUGCAACUGGUACAACUUUCCCAUUGAUGUCCAUUGUUACUAGAUACCAUAAUUUUGAAACCUGUACCAAAGAUUAUGCGAAGAAGCUCGUCAAACGUCUGCAAAAAAUAAUUGAUAAGUAUGAGCCGCAACUAAUUACACAGAGAUACGACAGACAGGAAGCAGAACUUGCUCGGUUACUAAGAAAACAACAGGAUGAGGCAUAUGAGCAGUCCUUGUUGAACGAUAAGAUCAAGCAGGAGGAGAAGAAACAAAAAGAAGAGGAGCAACAGAGGAAGCUGGAAACAUUAAAACAGGAAGAAGAAGCAUUAAAAAUUAAACAAAAACAGGAACUGGCUUUCCUAAAAAUUCAUGUACAGUCAUUAUCUCAGACAGAUGAGAAGAGUUGGAAGAAAGGUGAUUAUACUACGAUACAAUUAAGAAAUCACGAGGGUCAGCGAACAGUGAAGAAAUUCUACAAAGAUCAAACUUUAUAUGAUAUCUUUGUGUUUGUUGAGUGCAAAAACUUCUUACGCGUCCAGUCCCAGGAACUUGAGGUUCCCGAAGAGAACGUCCUAGAUCAAUUGGAGGUGGAAGAUGUGACUUUAGAUGACUACCAACAUGAGUUCAAAUUCGAACUCAUAUCGCCAAUGCCUCGCAUCAAAUUCCAUGCCGACAAAAACAAACUCUUGAAAGAUGUUAGGGAGCUGUGGCCGAAUGGUUCAUUGUUAAUCGAGCGAAUUGAAGAUGAGGAUGGCUUCGACGAAGAAACUGACGAUUCUUGA
This is a messenger RNA of Ogataea angusta, 1689 nucleotides long. RefSeq lists its product as uncharacterized. Gene Ontology annotation, cellular component: endoplasmic reticulum. Gene Ontology annotation, molecular function: ubiquitin binding. The transcript has a single exon. NCBI's taxonomy places the organism in Eukaryota, Fungi, Ascomycota, Pichiomycetes, Pichiales, Pichiaceae. The coding region runs from base 1 to 1689 and encodes 562 amino acids. The record is from RefSeq and is a predicted model, not a curated record.